GUAGCCAACUCAAACCACAUGUGCAUCCAAACACGACAGCCAUUCGGCUCGCAUUGGUGGAUCCAUCGGGGUCGUUCGUGUCCAGUGCAAACAUGAUUGGUCCGACCUGCCAAGAUAUGGACGUUCGUUUUGAUCCACCAUCCCUGAACGCGAGAUGACCAGAGGCUCCUGUUUCUUCGUCUAGGAUGGGACGUGCAUCUACAUAUGAUAUCGUGACGAACUCCCCUUGCUUCUGUCUGCAAAAAGGACUGUCUCUGUCACUAGGUUGGAGUCGAAUCUCCAGACAUGUUCCCUUCCAACUCCUAUCCAUCUACGCCCGCAAGAUGUCCGUCUUGAGCACACGACACUCUGCAAUCACAGUGAGCGACACCCCUUACACCCGUGCACGCGGCCAAUCAACCCCUGAACGUCGCCCUCAUCUCUUUCACCGUCGCCAUCGCCUUGAAGCGAAGCCACCGUCUCCAACAACGAAUCAAUCCCCUCACGACCGAAAUGAUUGCGGCUCGAGAAGGAGAAGGGUAAAAGCAGCCUCAAAGUCUGUGUGUUUCGAUUCCGCGGUAUCUCAAGACACUCGGAUCUCGCUGGCUCUGGCUCUGCCCCGGCACAGUCGAUCAUUAUCAUCUCAUCAAUUGCACUCUCGAGAAGUCACCGAACAUGCAUGUGCUGGGACGAUAACACCAUCUCAUCCUUCAGCAGAUAAAGCACAGCGUUCAACUACCGACUUUACGCCUUUCAUUCCACACUCGCUCGAUGCAAACAGCUACCAACAACCUAACAAACCCUUCCCGCUUCUCUUUCCUUUCCUACCCGCACCACCAAGCACAAAAGACCCCCAAACGCCCCUCGCAGUCGCUCGUAUCAACCCAUCAACGCGCUCUCAAUAACCUUCAUUAAGACUGACUCAAAAGCAUCUCCAUGGUCCAUACACAUCAGAAAAAUACGACCUUUCCUUUCCUAAGUAUACGCAAAUCCUCAACACAGAAAAAGUGGUGGGGAGAGGGGGGGGGGGACAUUUCAAAAACCACCCGAGACUUCUUUCCGCUUCUUUUGUACACGGGCACCACCACAGAACACG
This is a messenger RNA of Lindgomyces ingoldianus, 1075 nucleotides long. RefSeq lists its product as uncharacterized. Bases 186 to 884 code for a protein of 232 amino acids. The transcript has a single exon. The record is from RefSeq and is a predicted model, not a curated record. Lineage: Eukaryota; Fungi; Ascomycota; Dothideomycetes; Pleosporales; Lindgomycetaceae.